This is a messenger RNA of Recurvomyces mirabilis, 942 nucleotides long. RefSeq lists its product as uncharacterized. Gene Ontology annotation, biological process: vesicle fusion with Golgi apparatus; endoplasmic reticulum to Golgi vesicle-mediated transport. The record is from RefSeq and is a predicted model, not a curated record. The transcript is spliced from 2 exons. Lineage: Eukaryota; Fungi; Ascomycota; Dothideomycetes; Mycosphaerellales; Teratosphaeriaceae. Gene Ontology annotation, cellular component: membrane; trans-Golgi network. The coding region runs from base 1 to 942 and encodes 313 amino acids.
AUGGCCUCCUACGGCUACCAACCAAACCCCCAACAACAAUCCUCCUACGCCGCACAAAACAACCUCAACUUCUACCAAUCGUCAUAUCCACAACAACCAGUCUCAGGGCAUAGCACACCUUUCCAGGCCGCUUAUGGGGCUGGUGCACAGAGCGGGGCUUACCCUCCACAGGCUAGCUACCCUGGGGCAGCAGGAGGGAACUAUGGCUUUGGUGCUUUCCCUGGACAGCAGGGUGCGAGUGGACAGAUGGGGACAGGACAAAGUGGCUUGAGGACUGGGUGGUUGGCGGCAUUCGGGACGGAGGGGUACGAGGGUGAGCCGCCUUUGUUGGAGGAGCUUGGGGUGAAUUUCCGACAUAUACAGACGAAGACACUCACAGUCCUGAAUCCAAUGGCACGAAUAGACCAACACAUCAUGGACGACUCGGACUUGGCAGGACCCUUCCUCUUCUGUGCCUUAUUCGGCACUUUCCUCCUUCUGUCGGGUAAAUUAUGGUUCGGCUAUGUCUGCGGCCUUGCAGCACUGGGAGCGUUCAGUCUGAACUUCAUCUUUAGUAUGAUGUCUCCGCCUCUAAGUCAGGACGAAAUGAAUGCCGCACAAAAUCAACACAGCAGCCAUUACGGUUCACCGAGUCUGAGCUCGACAUUGACGCUUGGACGGUCGAGCUCGGUGCUGGGGUAUUGUCUUUUACCAUUGGUCAUUGCGAGUUUGCUUGGUGUGAUGCUGCCGCUGGACAGCUUACUUGGGUACUGUCUGGUAUCACUUGCGAUUGCGUGGUGCACAUACUCGAGUUCGGCGAUGUUUUGCGUGGUUGGUAGGAUGACGAAUAUGCGUGGUUUGGUUGCGUACCCACUAGCAUUGUUUUAUGUGGGUUUUGGCAUCAUGGCAAUCUUCAGCAGCAGAGGCACCGGGAGGCUCGAGGCUAUGAAGGCAGGGACGUGA